Molecule: messenger RNA, 2316 nt
Organism: Menidia menidia (Atlantic silverside)
Lineage: Eukaryota; Metazoa; Chordata; Actinopteri; Atheriniformes; Atherinopsidae
Source: the annotation of a GenBank genome assembly
AUGAUUAAAAGAGGAGACAUUAAGAUGUCGGAGCCUCCCGGGUGCUGCAUAUGUCUGGAUGAGAUCACCACCCCUGCCUCCCUCCCCUGCGGACACUGCUUCUGCCUUGUGUGCAUUGGGGAAUAUUGGCGGAUCCAUGACUCCUGUCAGUGCCCUCUCUGUAAAGCAGGCUUCCCUGACAGGACGCGGCUUCAAACCGGCCAGGCUCCUCAGACCCAGGACGCCGCCGCGCCUCUGAAGGCAGGGGCCUGCGGUCAAGUCCUGCCUGCGGUGCCUGGCCUCGUACUGCGCCGCCCAUCUGGAGCCGCACUACCGGAGCGACGCGCUGGGACGUCACCUUCUGAUCGGCGUGGCCAAGAACCUGGAGGACUCGGUGUGCAGGCUCCACGGGAGGAGGCUGGAGCGCUUCUGCAAGAGCGACCAAACCUGCAUUUGCACCAAAGCACAGGGGUCACCGCAUCUGUUAGCCAAGAAGCCGCAAAGAACAAGGUAAAGUGGAAGAAAAGUGCCACACGAGGACGACACGCCUGUAUAAAAGCUUCCAAGAAAUUGUUGUUAUUCUGUCCUCAAUUCGAAAAAAUGGUUGCUGUAAUAUUUUCAAAGCAGGUGACCUUGUUGUGCUGUCUUUCGCCAGACAUGGCUUCCAGUUCCAAUUCCCCCGGUGACUCGGGCUCACUUCAGAGGCAUCUCAGCUGCUCCGUCUGCAUCGAGACCUUUAAAGAUCCCGUCACCACAGCUUGUGGUCACACCUUCUGCAGGAAAUGCCUGGACCUUCACAUCGAACACGCUUCGUCCUCGUGCCCCCUUUGCAAAACGCAUUUGAACAAAGCCCCAAGUGUGAACAUCGUGCUCAGAGACAUCAUCCAACUGAACAACAAGCCGAGACGCCCACCUCCCAAUGUGUUCACCGGGGCUCCCGGAGGGGUGAAAUGUGACGUCUGCACAGAGCCCAAUCUGAAGGCUGAGAAGUCCUGCCUCGUGUGUCUGGCCUCCUACUGUUCAACACACAUCCAGAAUCAUUAUUCAGCGGAAAGGCUGAAGGGCCACAAGCUGAUGGAACCAGUGGGGGACAUGGACGCAAGGGCCUGUUUGAUCCACGGCCGUCCCCUUGAGCUGUUCAGCAGGAGCCAGCAGAAAUGUGUCUGUGUUCAGUGCAUUGACAGGCAGGAGGAAGUGGUCUCAGCCAAGGAGGAAUGCCAGGCAAAGAAGGCUCAACUUGAUGACAUCAAGACAGAUUUUCAGCAGAAAAUCAGGGAAAGAAGAGCAAAAAUGGAAGAGAUCAACACAGCUUUGAGGAGCUGCAAGGUUACAAGUGCAACCAGAGAAAGUAAAAAAACACUUUUUACUGGUUUUCAGGACCAGCUGGAGACUGUGCUGACUAUAGUGGAGGCUGCGCAGAAGGCCAUAGUGAAGCCGUUGGAGGAGAGGAGGCGCUCACUGGAAAUGGAAGCAAAAGGCCACAGCAAGAAGCUGAAAGCUGAAAUAAAAAGACUUCCAAGUCCGAAAUUAACGACUUCUCUGCGCUGGAGGACCACAUCCUGUUCUUACAGGUUCCCGUCAGUUGCAGUCCACAGUGACAUCAUGGACUGGACAGGGGUCAAGCUCGACACGUCACUGUCGUUUGGCACCAUGAUAAAAACUACAACAGUGGCGAUGGAAAAAAUUCAACAAGAGCUUGACAAAUUGUCUUCUAUAGAGCUGAGGAGAGUCCCAAAGUUUACAGUGGACGUCAAACUGGAUCCGGCCACCGCUCACAAACGCCUCGUUGUUUCUGACGACGGCAAAGAAGUGAAGGAUGGGGGAGAGGAGCAGGGAUUGGAAGAUUCCCCUGCCAGGUUCGACCUGUUCGGCAGCGUCCUGGGGCUCAGCAGCUUCUCCUCCGGGAAGUCGUACUGGGAGGUGGAGGUCGGAGACAAGACGGGGUGGGAUCUGGGUGUGGUGAGAGGAAGCAGCAGCCGCAGAGGGAAGCUGAAGGUGAACCCCGAUAACGGCUACUGGGCUCUGGUUCAUUACGAAGAGGAGAACUACGCCGCCAUGACGGAGCCACCCCUUCGUCUCUCCCCCAGAGCAAAGCCAAAGAAGGUGGGCGUGUUUGUGGACUACGAGGAGGGUCUGGUCUCCUUCUACGACGUGACGGCUCGGUCUCACAUCUACUCCUUCCAUAAGUGCUCAUUCACCGAUGAGCUUUACCCGUAUUUCAGUCCACACGUGAAGCAGGACGAGAAAAACUUCGAGCCGUUGGUUAUUUCUGCUGAGAAACAUUCUGAAAGUGAAGUGGAAAGGGAGCAGAUUGAUGCGAGUUCUAGCUCUGUGUAG